AUCUAACUAACCGUUUAAGUGAAGAAGGCAGAGGCAUUUAUUAGUCACAAUAAAGUGAGUCAGGAAAUGUCACGAUUCAUACUAACAUUCUUAUCAGAUAAAUAUUGGAGGGCGUAACAACAAGUGCAUCUACUCUACAUUCAACAGCCAGUUAACCGUCAUAUCCCAUCUUAGAAGAAAAAUACGUUCGCUUUUUCUUUGAUAUUGCAUUGCACAAUUGACUAUCUUUAACUUAACAUAAUUCUUCCAGAUUUGUUUAGAAUGUCUUCCGAAGAUCCAGCCUUCACAAACACUACAGUGGACGACAAAUUUGUUGAGUUCAUGAAGUUCAUCAAGAAGUUUGAUGUUGAAUAUAAAAACAUGGAAGAAUUUCAAAUACGAUACAACCUUUUUUUGGAGAGCUUGAAGAAAAUUGAUGAACUAAACAAUGCACCAAACCAGACUGCUACUUUUGGAGUAACCCAUUUUGCUGACAGAACGGAACAUGAGAAGAAACGGGUCUGUGGACUUCGAAAGAAACCUUCAACUGAAUGAAACAAAAUGAGGAGCAUAUAAUGUCUAUUCACAAAAUGAUUUAUAUUUUAUCAACAGAAUAUUGUUGUUUAGCCAAAAUAUAUAUCCACUCCUUAAUCAAUAUCAAUGUAUGUAAAGUAUGUCAUAUUUUUUUAUAAAUAUAUACCUAUUUAACUAUUA
Molecule: messenger RNA, 693 nt
Organism: Macrosteles quadrilineatus (aster leafhopper)
Lineage: Eukaryota; Metazoa; Arthropoda; Insecta; Hemiptera; Cicadellidae
Exons: 3
Coding region: 262-534 (90 amino acids)
Source: RefSeq, a predicted model, not a curated record